AAGCUAUAUUUUUUUGAAGCCCAAGCUAUAUAAACCCAUUAUGUUAGCUUACUCUUGCAAAUAAACAGACCUGUACUGAUGUACAACACCAGCAGCUCUUAACCUGCUGCAUCUCCCAGAUCUCAUCUUCAUUCUCGUUACUCAGAGAAAAGUUGAUUUCAAAGAACCUCUCAUUUGGUUGUCACCUAAAAUGAUAAAGACUUUUGCUCUUCCCUCCAAAGCAGUGAAGUUGCAUUGUGGAGAAGUUAGAAGGCCCAAACAGGUAAAAGUGAGUAAAGCAAGGAUGGAGCUCUCUAUAACCAAACCUGAUGAUUGGCAUCUUCAUCUUCGUGACGGUGACCUUCUUCAAGCUGUUGUCUCUCAUAGUGCACAAAAUUUUGGAAGGGCAAUAGUCAUGCCUAACCUGCGACCUCCCAUAACAACAGCAGCGGCUGCCAUGGCAUAUCAUGAGUCCAUCCUCAAAGCAUUGCCUAGUGGCAGCAAUUUCACACCUCUGAUGACACUUUAUCUGACAGAUUCGACGAGUCCCAGUCAAAUCAAAAUAGCAAGAGAGAGUGGGAUCAUUUUUGCGGUGAAACUGUACCCUGCUGGCGCUACAACUAACUCACAAGAUGGUGUCACUGAUCUAUUUGGCAAGUGUGCUCCAGUUCUAGAAGAAAUGAUUGAACAAAACAUGCCUUUACUGGUUCAUGGCGAAGUUACAGAUCCGGAUGUUGACAUAUUUGAUCGUGAAAAGGUCUUCAUAGACACUGUUCUGAGACCUUUAGUACAGAGGUUUCCACGGCUAAAGGUAGUAAUGGAGCAUGUGACUACUAUGGAUGCAGUUAAAUUUGUCAAGUCAUGCGAUGAAGGGCAUGUUGCUGCAACUGUAACCCCACAACACCUUGUCCUCAACAGAAAUUCUAUCUUUCAAGGAGGAUUGCAACCACACAAUUACUGUCUACCAGUACUUAAAAGAGAGAUCCAUAGACAGGCUCUAGUGGCAGCCGUGACAAGCGGUGAUAAAAGAUUUUUCCUGGGAACUGAUAGUGCACCUCAUGAGAGACAAAGGAAGGAAUGUGCCUGCGGAUGUGCUGGUAUAUAUAAUUCUCCGGUUGCCUUGUCAAUCUAUGCGAAGGUUUUUGAGAAGGCUGGUGCACUAGACAAGCUAGAGGCAUUUACAAGUUUUAACGGACCAGACUUUUAUGGGCUACCAAGAAAUACAUCAAAAGUGAAACUGAGUAAGACACCAUGGCAGGUUCCAAAGUCUUUUAGUUAUGCUGCUGGUGAAAUCAUCCCAAUGGCUGCUGGUGAAACACUUGAGUGGUUACCGGAUAGUGUAACAGUGUAAUGACAAUGGUAAGAUGGAGUUGAUUUAUCCUAAUUUCUUUAUUGAGAUGCUCAAAGUGUCUAGGCUUGGCACAGAUCUGGUAUUGUUCCAGUAAUGUAAUUUCGAAUUUGUACACAUUUAAAUUCUUAUCAUUUAAAUAAACGGGAAAACUCUUGAUGAACUGAAA
This is a messenger RNA of Daucus carota subsp. sativus, 1496 nucleotides long. Its product is annotated as dihydroorotase, mitochondrial. Bases 191 to 1330 code for a protein of 379 amino acids. Gene Ontology annotation, molecular function: dihydroorotase activity. Gene Ontology annotation, cellular component: cytoplasm; chloroplast. NCBI's taxonomy places the organism in Eukaryota, Viridiplantae, Streptophyta, Magnoliopsida, Apiales, Apiaceae. Gene Ontology annotation, biological process: pyrimidine nucleotide biosynthetic process; 'de novo' pyrimidine nucleobase biosynthetic process. The transcript is spliced from 9 exons. The record is from RefSeq and is a predicted model, not a curated record.